Phyllotreta striolata is the source of this 1484-nucleotide messenger RNA. The record is from the annotation of a GenBank genome assembly. NCBI's taxonomy places the organism in Eukaryota, Metazoa, Arthropoda, Insecta, Coleoptera, Chrysomelidae.
AAUUAAGUUCAAGUUUGCGUGUUUACGCAUAUUAUGUGGAAUUUGUUCUCUCUAUUAAAGAUGCUUCCGUUUUUAUUUUUGUGUACAAUUGCAGCCGUUAGAGCUCAAUUUGAAGUUCCUGACGCUAGCGUUGAAGUUUUACGCCCUAGGGGCUUCAAGGUUUCCAUACCAGAUGUCCCGGGCAUCAAGUUAUUCGCCUUUCACGGUAAAAUCAACGAGGAAUUCGAUGGAAGAGAGGCUGGCACGUUCGCCAGGGAUAUUUUAAAGCCUAAAAAUGGCAGCUGGACCUUCGUUGAUAAAAUUACCAAGUUAAAACCGGGAGAUAUUUUGUACUUUUGGACCUACGUGGACUUCGAUGACGGUGAAAGGGUUUUAGGAUAUCCCAAAGAUGAUCAGAUGUUCGUUGUUAAAGGACAAGACAUCAACAAAACACCUGUGAGAGAUCCAAUCAAACCAACAGAGACGGGAAAUUUAUUUUUCGACGACUUUUCCUCGAAUUCUCUCAACCCCGCCCGAUGGAUUGUCGAGCAGAAAUUCGCAGGAGAACCGGAUUACGAAUUCGUCAUGUACGUUAACCGACCGGAGACUAUCCAAAUUAAAAAUAACAAACUCAAGAUAAAUCCGGUCCUAACUCAACGGGUUUUCGGGGAAGGAUUUCUGACUUCGUUUUCCGGCUAUGAUUUUGGCGAGAAUUGCACAGCAGACGCUUCAGAUACUUUGGGUUGCAGAAGAAGCUACAAUGGAGGAUUCCUCCUGCCUCCCGUCGUUUCGGCGCAAAUCAGCACUAAAAACAAAUUCUCCUUCAAAUACGGCAAGGUGGAGAUUAGAGCGAAAUUGCCUGCCGGUGACUGGAUUUACCCCGAGAUUUAUUUGAAUCCACUGCACAGCGUCUACGGACACAGUAACUACGAAUCCGGACAGAUUAGGAUAGCAUUCUCUCCCGGAAAUUCCGACCAGAACAAACUCCUCCAAGGCGGUGUUGUUUUGGGUCAAAGUAACGCAGCUAGAGAUUACGGCAUUAAGAAAGUCGAGGCGUUCGAAAAUUGGUCAGACGAUUUCCACAAGUUCGUCGUCAAUUGGCAGCCUAAUGAGAUUACGUUGAGCGUUGAUGACAGAAUGUACGGAAGGAUAACUCCUCCAUCGAACGGUUUCGCUGAAUUAGCGAAUAAUUUGAGAAUCAACAACGCCGAUAAAUGGGGAACGGGCUCUAAAAUCGCUCCGUUUGAUCAGGAGAUGUAUUUGGUGUUAGGAGUGGGCGUUGGAGGGUUUAAUUUCAAAGAUUCCCAUGACAAGCCGUGGAGGAACGGAAAAAGAAACAUGUUGACGCAAUUUAACAACGCACAAGAUGAGUGGUUGCCAAGUUGGAGCGAGAAAAGCGCUCUACAAGUCGAUUAUAUUAAAGUAACGAAGAAUUAGUGCUAAUAUUAGGAUAAUUUUUUAUAUUCAUAAAUAUUUUGUAAUAAAUUAUUUUUCGUAUGUUGUGC